Uranotaenia lowii is the source of this 2039-nucleotide messenger RNA. RefSeq names its product transcriptional adapter 3 (gene Ada3). Gene Ontology annotation, molecular function: transcription coactivator activity. Gene Ontology annotation, biological process: regulation of transcription by RNA polymerase II. The record is from RefSeq and is a predicted model, not a curated record. Gene Ontology annotation, cellular component: SAGA complex. The transcript is spliced from 5 exons. Bases 386 to 1858 code for a protein of 490 amino acids. Lineage: Eukaryota; Metazoa; Arthropoda; Insecta; Diptera; Culicidae.
GUUUUAAAAUAAACUGGCAGCAUUGCCAGGAGUUCGACUCUCGAGUUAAAGGCGUUGGGUGUGUUGUUUACCCCAGUUUUAUGGAUAAAUCGGAAAUUAAAACAAAUUCAGGCACCUAAUGCCUUUUUCAUUGAUUUUAAAAUUGAAUUUCUGCAAAUCUGACGCAUCUCACUGACAGCUGUGAACUCGUUUUUCCUCGAACGGAAAAUUGUCAGUGUGUAAGUGAGAUUGGGAGCGAGACGAGUUCCGGCGAGUUCAUACGCCACCCUUUUCCCCCGCAGGAAUUAUCAGCUGUUAUUGUUUGGCUUUCGUGGCAUCAAGCCUUUUUUUGCAACAUUCUGAUAAGCGGGAGUUUCUUCUAGUUGGUCUUUAUCAAGGAAAUCGAAUGGCAGACAAAGGCCUGGCGAAACGGCUUUCGAUGGCCUCUUCGUCCAAGGGCCGGAUGAGCUUGCCCUCGGGCAUAGGUGGAGCAGCUGCUGCUGGGGCAUCUCCUGGUUCCCGAUUGCCGACUCCCAGAGCCACAGGAACUGCCCCGGUUGGGAUUCCGUCCCCGGGAUCGCCGGGAGAGAUUCCACUGGUUCCAUAUAUCAAGACGUGCGACAACGGAAAAGUGCUUCCAAAAUACACUGCGACUUUAACCAGUACCACAGAAGAUUUGGUACUGGCCGAGGAUUUGGAUAUGGUUCAACUGGAACUGGAAUUAUUGCUGUCCACGGUUGCACUUCGCUACAGGGUGCUGAGAAGUGAAUUUGAUACCAUUGACAAAAGCGAUGAACGUCGGGAACGCAAAGGAAAAUUCCUGGAUAAAGCUCCUUGCUCACCGGGGAAGAAAAAGCGCCUGGAUGAGAAACUGAAACUACGAGAAAGUGCCGGUAAACUUUUCGGCCACCAUAUGAAGUUCUCAAAGUUGAAGAAUUCGUCCAUGAUUCCGCCAUCUCCAGCUCCUUCGCAGCACACCGACGAUAGCAUGGAUGCAGUUCCCUUUUUGCCUCACAACCAUCACUUGCAACACAUCCUGAACAGUACAGAUCAUCCAAAGUUGAUGCUGCCCAAGAAUGAUACACCGAACAAAUUUUGGAUGUCGGUGGAACCUUACUGUAUGCCAAUCUCUCACGAGGAUCUCAAAAUGUUGGACGAUUUGUUGGAGGAAUAUUCGGGCCCGCUUAUUCCACCAAUCCCAGAACUAGGUCCACAUUACAGUACCCAAUGGGCGGCCGACGAUAUUAAGGAAGAACAGGAUAACUCCAAAAAGGUUAAAGGUCUCACUAAUGGAGACAUCGGCAAGAAAGAGAAAGUUAUGGGUGAAGGAAUAACCGGUCCUUUGACGCAACGUUUAGUUUCGGCUCUGAUGGAAGAGAAUCUGUUGCCGGAUGGAAUUAGCACUAGCAAUGAGAAUAGCAACAGCAGCUCCGAUUUGGGGCAUAGCCAUUCGCGGAGCGCCAUCUCUUUGCUAAAGAAUGGAAUCAACAUUGAACGGCGUCUCCGGAAGGAGUUGAUUGAACAGGGUAUUUUGGACGACGACGAUAUGCCUCGGGGACAACAUGAUGAUGAAAUUUUGUCCGAAAUUAAUAGAGUUCGUACCGAGAUAGCCGUCAUUGCCGAGUACAACUCGAACGAGAUUAGAAAGCUGCAAUCCAUGGCACAGGAUGAGAUGAAGCGUAUCGAGGUAAAGAGAAAGCUGGAUCGUGUUGAUCAGGAGAUAAUCGAGAGUUUCAAAAAGAUUUUGGCUGCCCGGCUGAAGCGGCGUCCUCUCACCAAACAGGAACGGGAUGAGGCAUAUCGGUUGGUGGAAGAGCAGAAACGUUUGUCGGAUCAGUUGGAGCGAAUGCCCGUCCAUGGACCCUUUGCUGGAAAGUGAAACCAAACACUUUCCUUGAAAACAAAUGAAAAAAGCAAUUGAUGAAUUUCUUCUUUCAAAAUCUUUACAUUAGAAGGGUAAAAUCAAAUGAAAAAAUAUUGUUCACUAAACUCUAUCUAAAAUAUCCAAUGUAAUAUAUUUGCUAAUAAAUAGAUUCCCAUACCAGGGAACUCCGAUCAAA